Myzus persicae (green peach aphid) is the source of this 748-nucleotide messenger RNA. RefSeq lists its product as uncharacterized. Lineage: Eukaryota; Metazoa; Arthropoda; Insecta; Hemiptera; Aphididae. The transcript is spliced from 2 exons. The record is from RefSeq and is a predicted model, not a curated record. Bases 71 to 694 code for a protein of 207 amino acids.
UUACAUUUUUUUGAGUUUGAAUUAUUAGAUAUUAAAAUUGCAAGUAAUUUUUUUUAUACAAUUACACACCAUGGAUACAAUGUACUCAAAUAUAGACUUGGCUUUAUUUUCAACUAAACAAAGUAAAAGCAUUGAGAAUAAAUGCACUACAAAAAUGAUUCUAUCAAAUAUUACAGAUGAAACAAUUUCUAGUUUCAAUAAACAUACAUUGAAAAAUAAACCAAGUAUACAGUUUGAAAACACUAAUAACAAUUUUUGCAGUGUUAUCAAUUCUCCUGUGGUUGUAAAUCCAUCUUGUGUUUGUAAAAAUAACACAAUUAAAAUUAAAAGUAGUUUAAACAUCGACGAUUAUACAACAGAUAAUCAAAUUGUUAGUAGUAAAUGCAUUGAAAUUGAUAAAGUUUUUAUGAAAACAGACUACAGUAAAAAUGUUCACAUAAAAACAACAAAUGAAAAGCAAAAAAACAUAUCUUUUUCAAAUGAAAAGCUUUGGGAAAUUAACAGGGUUAAUCAAAUCUUACAUAACAAAAUAACUAAUGGAGUGAAACCUACUUAUACGAGGAUAAAACCUUCUACAUCAUUCGUCAAAGCCACAUCAACAAUAAAUCGAGAGCGGAAAAACAAAGCCAUUGUUAAGGAGAAUGAAAUUCUAGCCAAGAAAUUGAGGAAUGUUAGAUCAACCAUCUUUAAGUAAAUUGAAGUUUUUAGUCAAAUGAGUACCUGAUUAUAAUUUUGUGCACAAGAGUAA